This is a messenger RNA of Pocillopora verrucosa, 10954 nucleotides long. Its product is annotated as FRAS1-related extracellular matrix protein 2. The record is from RefSeq and is a predicted model, not a curated record. Gene Ontology annotation, cellular component: membrane. Gene Ontology annotation, biological process: anatomical structure morphogenesis; cell communication. Lineage: Eukaryota; Metazoa; Cnidaria; Anthozoa; Scleractinia; Pocilloporidae.
ACAAUCCCUAAUGCUAAUAAGAGCGUGACAGUUAACUUUGCCAGACAUUUAUUAACCUCGUCUAGAACCUGAUAUUUCCCAAAUGUACUUCCGUUCAUUAAGCCGAACUCAGCAGCUAUAACAGCCUUAGGGACUGAGUUGUAGCGUUAUUCGACUGAAUAGCGCUACCAGGUGGUCUGAGCGAGUUUGCAUAAUAUUUUGCCAACAUACUACACUCAAAGUGCGACUCGACUAGCCGUGUCAAUUUGAGGUCCGGCAGAUAGAGGUGUAAAUUGAAUCUUUUUGAGCGCUGAUGUCCCAGAUAUAAUAAACUUUUGUUCAAGUCGGUUUCCGGUAACAUCAUUAACCCGUGGUAGAAAGUGUUUGGUCAAAGCCAUUGUAAAGUGAAGGAGAGCAAGACUCGUGGGUGACCGGGGCAGUAAAAUCACAGCUAGUAGAGUCGCAGCAUCUCACGAGAGUCAAAAACAAUGUGCGGAGCCCUAGGCCUAUUACGUUUUGCCUUUCUACUCAAGUUUGUGUUAGAAUGCCGUGGAUUUCGCCUCGUGGCAAAGUUGGAGCCGAUAACUGUGGAACUGGGGCGAUCUGUGUUCUUGGAUCCAGUGCGCGAUCUGAAAAUCACGUUCCCUGAAGGAGCCACAUGUAAGGUUGAAGUUUUAAGAACUGACCCCUUAUCGCAAAGAGUGGGGUUUCUCUCGCCAGACACCUUUCCAUGCGAUUUCUCUCUUGGCGAGGUGCAAUAUUCACACUUGGGGUCCAUGUUUUUCAUGCAAGACUUUGUUAAACUACAAAUCCGCGCGGACGCCGACACACAAACUCGUUUAAUCCCACUCAAUCUUCGCGUGACGGUUUCGUUCACAGACAUGGAAAUCGUCAAGAAAAAUCUUCCCAUCAAAGUGUUUGAACUCGGGGGCAUUUCCACAGGCAUAAACAACGACGUGCUCGAGUUCAAAGACGACGUAACCAAAACAUGCUCCGUUACCAUUCUGAACUUCAACAACGGAGGAGUAAAUUCGCGAUACGGAGAACUUGUUAAUGUUACAAGGGACCAAGGGAAAACGGCCAGCUUUGAAUGUAGCGAUUUCUUACGAUCCAAUAUUCGCUAUCAACACAAAAAGCUUUCAUCUUCUAAUCGCGAUUUUAUUCCACUGGUAGUAGAGCUUAUCGAUGAAAAUACUCAUCGAAUCGAGAGGGAAUACUUUCAAAUAAUCGUGCGUAUAAUGGAGGCACGAUCGAACCAAAGACCAGUGGCUUCUUUUGAAGCUUCUCAUACCGUGGAAGUCAAUCAAUACACGCUUGCCCCGAUAACUUCUGAUAUCCUCGCUGCCUCUGACGCGGAAACCGAUGCUCGUGAGAUAAUUUUUAAUAUCACUCAAGCGUUACAAUCAGGCGAAGGUUCGCUGGUAAACACCGAUGACCCUUAUCACUCGCUGACAGCUUUCUAUCAGAGAGAUGUCGAACAGUUUAAGAUCGCUUAUAGGCCUCCUACCGCUCAAUCAUCGGAGCUGCGCAUGUUUCAGGUCAGAUUAGAGGCUGUGGACACUGAGGGCGCGAAAUCUGAACAGAUUCUUCUCUUGAUUAUGGUAAAACCGACUAAUAAUCAAGCACCUAUUGUUACGAAAAACGCUGGUCUUAGCUUAUUUGAAGGUCAAUCACGGGCUAUCACAGAAAAAUUCAAUCUGGCUAUCUCCGAUAAAGAUAACUUUGAUGACGUUCGGCUGCAAGUGAUUGGCGGCUUGAGGCAUGGCGAGCUUCGAAUAAUUGGAUACAAAGUAAAUCAGUUUAUGGCAACAGAUUUGGAAAUACCCGUCAUAACUUAUCACCAUGAUGGUUCAGAUACUUACAGUGACAAUAUUAUCUUCCGACUCACCGAUACUCAACACGACGUAAAGUUCCUGUUCCCAAUAACUAUUGGCCCCGUGGAUGACACUGCUCCAACACUGGUACACAAUACUGGGCUGACAUUGGACGAAGGGGAUCUAGCAUUGAUAGACCAGUACAUGUUGAGUGCCACAGACAUCGACUCCGAGGACAGUAAAAUAAAAUUCAAACUCAUAAGCCAUCCAAACUUCCAAGAGAAUGCGGAUAAUUCAUUAUUUGAAGAGACCAGCAUCGGUGUUUUGUGCCUGCGAACCAAAACUCCACCCGAAAGAGGCGAAAACUGGGUUCUUCUGGAGGACGGCGUUUAUGAAACAAAUGUUACUCAGUUUUCUCAGGACGAUAUCAACAAUAGACGCCUUUACUAUCGGCACCUUGGAGGAGAAUAUUUCAGUGAUGAAGUCGCUUUUGUAAUGUUUGAUGAAGCUGAUGAUCCAAACGUUUCUCCGAUAAAAACUUUUCAGGUCACAAUUCGACGAGUCGAUGACUUACCUCCAUUUCUGUUCCCUGGAUGUCCCUUGGAAUUAAUCGCUGACGAGAAGGGACUGGAGGCGCUAAGCGAAGAUGUACUGCACUACACAGACAAAGAUUCUAAUGAUGACGAACUUCUAUUUUUCAUUACAAAGGAACCUAGCUUUAUUGACGAUGGUCUGAACAGAAGUGAAUCAGCUGGGGAAAUUCUCCUUUCAAAUACGAAAGCAAAAGUGUUGAGAUUCAACCAGCUCCAGCUGCGGCACAAAAAAAUCAUUUUCAAAUCUCCUGACUUGGAACUUGGUACCAAACCUAGAUACGUGCAGUUUGAGUUUUCAGUAUCAGAUUUGUCGGGUAAUACGGUUAGAAAUCAGGCCUUCCGUGUUAUUUUGACGCCGGUUAAUAACCAAGGGCCUCGCGUGGUAGUGAAACCUUUAGAGGUAGACGAACUAAACCAGGCGAUUCUGGGGAGUGCACAUUUGACUGCGUUUGAUGAGGACACACCCAAACAUGAACUGACCCUCACUCUGGUUUCUCCCCCACGGUAUGGCUUCCUCAUCAAAAAUGACCUCGAGUUGCAGUAUCUGGACACUUUUAGCGUCCAGGAUGUUGCAGCGUCCCAAGUUUGGUACCGUCACGCGACUAAAGGCGAGGCGAGUGACGAGGUUGGAUUGACAGUUGACGAUGGAAUACAAAGGCAAAACUUCCUUUUAGAAAUAGUUAUCAUUCCUGAGCGCAAGAAUGUGACUUGUCAUGUGUACAAUAUGACAGUGACUGUAAAGGAAAAUUCACGGGAGGCUAUCAAAAUUCACUCUUCUUCUCAAAGUCCCCGCGACACGGAGAUUAUACUUCGCAUCGCUAGCCCACCCCGGGUAGGGCGAAUUUUACGCGAUGGAAAGGUGAGCUACGAGUUUAGUGUCCAGGACUUGGAAGCUGGGGUUGUCUAUUACGAGCACAUUGGAAGAGAGACUGGACUCCAAGGAGAUGUGGAUCAUUUUAAUAUGACGUUGUUGAAUGACACAGAGACCUGGAUUCGAGAGGGAAGAAGAUAUGAAGCAGUGACUGUGGUCACAAAGAUUCUACCAGUGGACAGUCAGCCGCCCGCAGUGAGUAGAAACGAACCACUUGUUGUGCUUGAAGGUGGAGAAACCAAACUCACGUCACGCCAUUUGACUAUCGUCGAUCCCGAUACGCGUGACAGUGACGUCACUUGCACCAUUGAUAUACAACCCACAGUGGGUUUCUUGGAAAAUGUCACGCCAUCUCGGGGAUCAGAGAUCAGCAACGCGGGAAAACGUGUUACCUCUUUUACUAUUGACGAGAUACGAGCUGGACGCAUCAGCUACGUGCAAGACAAGUAUGAGAACAGCGAGCCAACCAUGGAUUGGGCGGCUUUUUCGUGUUCUGAUGGUAAUAACACAUCACCGCGUUACUUGCUGAAUAUCGAUAUCAUCCCGCAAAAUGAUGAAAUACCGCAGAUAUUCAUCCGAGAAUUUAAGGUGGAUGAAGGUGAUGAGAUGAUCAUUGACGUAGCUGUCCUGAACGCAGUCGACACUGACGAACCUCUGGAUGAGUUGGUUUUCUUCGUUGUCACGCCGCCAAGUCACGGCAUGAUCACGGACACACGGAGGGGCGCUGUGGCACCAGUGCCCAGGUUCUCCCUGACGCAAAUUAAAAAAUCGACCUCUAUAGUGUACCAACAUGAUGGAAGCGAGAGUACUCAGGAUUCUUUCGUUGUGAGCGUCACGGAUGGCAAAUAUAACACAACGCGUUCAAUUCCUGUUAUUAUCACUCCUAUUGAUGACGAGGAACCCACAUUGUCAGUGAAUAUUGGACUACAGAUCGAGUUUGUUGGCGAAAGCAGACCAAUCACGCCAAACAACCUCAGAGCCACAGAUAUAGAUUCCUCAGAUGAGAACAUCACAUUUAUAGUACGCAGUCCCCCGCGGUCGGGAUAUCUGAGGCUUAUAAACCUUAAUGGGUCUGUUCAAAACUUAGGUCGGUGGCAAAGGUUUACUCAAAGAGACAUUGAAGAAAGACGUUUAGUUUACUCUCAGGAUCCUCAUAUCCCAAGCGAGAGAGAUCAGAUAAAAUUUGACAUUUCUGAUGGUAAAAACACACGAUUAAAUCAAAUAUUUUACGUGCAAAUCAGCGCUGGCGAUAGAAUUCACCCAACUGUAAUUAAUAAAGGAGUGCAGUUGACCCAAGACUCUCGCGUUAUUAUCUCGACAAACUUCCUCAGUGCCAGCGAUACGGGAAGUCCCAAUGAAAAACUACGGUUUUUACUGAAAAAGCAGCCAUUAAAGGGUCACUUGGAGCACUUGGACUUUCCCGGACUGCGACUUAAUUCCUUCACCCAACUUGAUUUGGCGGGAAAUAAAAUUGUCUAUGUACACACGAGUACCGACGAAGCUAAAGCGGACAGUUUUGAUUUUGAAGUUUCUGAUGGCACUAAUGGCGUGGUUCGCACAUUUUUGGUGACGCUGUUAAACAUCGACAACAAAAAACCAGUUCUAAUCCAUCGGAAACUUGUGGUCAAUGAAGGUGAGAGUAUACUGAUUACACCUUUCGAGCUGCGCGCGGACGAUCAAGACACGCCUCCCGCGAAUCUCGUAUACACAGUCACGCGCGUACCUUUACACGGCUGGCUACUUAACCGCGGGAUUCCUACGCACGUAUUCACGCAAGAAGAUAUCAACCUUAAUCGAAUUUCCUAUGCUCACGAUGGUACAGACGUGGUCAAAGACAGCUUUAAAAUCACGAUAAGCGACGGAAUUCAUAACAAAUUUUACAUGUUUCCAGACACCGAGAAUGUGGUUCGUGAGCCCCGGGAAAUUCAAGUGUUUGUUGUUCCCGUGGACAACAGAAUUCCACAACUGGUUAUUAACAGAGCGGCCACCAAUCUUGAAAACUUACCGGGCAACAAAAUUGGGCUGGUUAUAAGGAGCGCUUCGUUACGCGUGGCGGACCUGGACAGUGAUAAUUCUGAGCUUCUGUACAUUGUCACAGCUCAACCAUCAAACGGAGAUCUUGUGGCACAAGGGAAUUACCAUAGCAACGGCAGCAUCACAAACUUCACUCAGUCCGACAUUGACGCCGGAAACAUUUCGUAUGUCUUACAUGAAGGUUGUAACGCCACAAAUGACGGUUUCAACUUUGACGUUUCUGAUCCUGCCGGGAAUGUCCUGCGCUUUCAGCGAUUUUCUCUUACUUGGGCGUGGGUUUCAUUUGAACGUCAAAAAUACCACGUUAGCGAGACAGAAGGAACCAUAAGCAUUGGGAUCAUCAGGAAGGGUUUUCUAGGGGACCCGUCCUUUAUUCGCAUGGCUAUAAAGGGUCUUACAGCUACUCGAGGCCAGGAUUUCUCCUUGGUUAGCCCUGCGCACGUUCAUUUUAGCCCUGGUCAGAGGAAAGCGGAGUGGAAGUUGAUCAUUGGGGAUGAUGGGAUUUACGAAGCCAAUGAAACGUUAGAGGUGGAGCUUAGGAGUCCUGAGAUGUGCGUCAUCAGGCAACCUAAGACAGCUCACGUGACCAUCUCAGACCCGGAGGAUGUUCCAUCGGUUGAAGUUGUUCAAAGUCACUUUGUUGUGGAGGAAAGUGUCGGAGAAAUAAGAAUUCCCUUGAGGCGCACAGGAGACACCAGUCAGCGGCUGUAUGUCAGUUGUGUGACUACCUUUUUUGGGGAGGAAGGUUGGGCCACAGGGACGUUACCUACGUCUAUAUUGUCUUACUCCGACUUUAUCACGAGGCCUGACAGCAAACACAGUGUGAUUACUUUUGGAAAGGGUGAUACUGUUAAAUACUGUCCGGUCACCAUUAUUGAUGACUCUCUUUACGAGAACGAGGAAAAAUUUUAUGUGAAGGUGAUCUCCCAUCUUGGCAGCAGAAUAAAUAGUGAAAGGAACAGCAGCAUUAUUGUCAUAGCGCCGGAUGUAAAGGACGAGCCCAAGGUAUUCUUUGAUCGCGGGCGUUACUCUGUGGAUGAAAGUGUCGGCAAGAUUGACGUCAGCCUGAAGAGGACUGGAACUGACCUCUCGAAACCAUCGUCUGUGUUCCUGAGGUCGAGACAAAUGGAUCCAAUCUCCGCUCGAGCUACUGAGGACUACAUCCCCGUUAUCCAGAUGGUUUACUUCCCACCUUUCUCAAAGAUUCAGACAGUACAGGUCACCAUCCGAGACGACCAAGGACUUCCUAAGGUGGAGGGGACGGAGGAAUUUGAACUUGUACUUAGAACGCCUAUCAACGCUGGGCUUGGGCAGGCAAGCGAGACAGUUGUUGCAAUUGACGACUCAAUUUCAGAUUUGCCCACAAUACAAUUCGAAAAGACAACAUAUUUUGCCAAGGAGGAAUCAGGAACGCUAAACGUUGUGCUCAUGCGUAGUGGUGAUCUUUCAUAUACGUCAUCAGUUCGAUGUUACACGCGGUAUCUGACAGCACAGGUGGAACGAGAUUUCAAAGAGAGACCGGACACAGAUAAGUCACUGGUUCUGUUUUACCCAGGGGAGUAUCGGAAGAUUUGUCCCGUGACUAUUGUAAACGAUGUUGUAUUCGAAGGGAAGGAGAUGUUUCGGCUAAGAUUAGGAAGCGUGGACAAGGCAAGCCGGAUAGGAAAGAGGAAUACUUCAAUAAUAAGCAUAUUGGACUCUGCCGAUAAGCCUGUGAUUAAAUUUACCAAGGAGCGUGUAUUUGUCGUAGGCCCUGCUGUAGCUGGAGCGAACAGCGAAGCUUUGAUUCCAGUUAAAAAAACAGGUGACCCCACCGUGCGAUCAAAAGUCAGAGUUUACACCCUUGAUGGAUCAGCAAAGGCUGGUAGAAGUUAUCAACCGAUGACCGAGAUUAUCGAGUUUUCGGGAAACAAGUCAGCUCAUGUGAUAGCUAUCAAAUUACUCUUCGACGCUCAUCGAAAGAUUCGCUCCGCGUUCAGCGUCCAUCUGAGCUCUGACAUGACCGGCGAAAGUAGCCUGGGGCUGAAGAAAGUUAUCGUUUACAUUGAACAGCCGUCUACAAAUCCAACCGUCACGUUUCCGUUGUCGCCUAGAAUUGUGUCAUUGCGUGACUAUGAUGACGUCAGUGGUGCAGGAUCCGAGGUUAUAAUGGGUUAUCCGCUGAUCUGUGUAACGGCCUGUGAUCCAAAACACCCGCGCUAUGCAGAAACUGGCUCCAUCUGCUCCUCACAAAGAAUCAAUAACAGGUUGACGCAAUUCCGUUGGCAAGUUGGUGACCAUUCUAAGGACCUCACCAGUGACUCUUUUUUCGCAAGAACUGACCUCGUGACUUUAGACAGCUCAUACUUAGUCCCAGGUACUCGAGUGCGAUGUGUUGCGCGGGCAGUUAGCGACCGCGGUGAGUUGGGCCUGGAGUCAACUAGCCCUCAAGUGAAUGUAAGCAGAAAAGACGGACUAUGUACACCACAUGACCCUCAUCGCAUGGGUUCCCAGGAGAUUGUGGCGAGUAUUUCUUUCACAGGGAUGACGGAUGAUAAAUAUUCCAACAAAGUCCAUAUCAAAUUAGCCAUUCCUCAUACCGACGGUCUGAUACCAGUUAUAUCUACCAAGAGGUUAAGAAACUUCAAACGGAUCCUUCGUCCAGGUGUGCUGAGACAGGCGCAACACAAAUGUUCUAACCUUUUGGAUGUAAACGAACUGAUCACCAACUUUGGUUUUGUUUCUCCUUCCAUGAAAGAUCGUGAAAGUAUGAUCGAGGGCGAACCUUAUCAAUUUAGUUCCGAAUUAAGAAGUAACAGAACAAUACGCUUUUAUAGGAAUCUCGAUCUGGAGUCUUGUGUUUGGACUUUUAACAGUUAUUAUGAUUUAUCAGAACUCACACAGUAUUGUGGUGCUUCGGUGACGUCAGAUGGACAAUCACGUGAUAUCGCACAAUCCCAGAUCACCGUUCGGGUACCUCUAUAUGUGAGUUAUGUGUAUCGUGUACCAAGGAGCAGAGGAGACUGGGUCCAUUAUGACCAUGCCAUGUAUUUGCGCCUGUAUCUAACUUACGACACCGCUGUGCUGUUGAAUAAUGGCAUUCAAACUCCUGAGGGGGGCAUGUUUAAAGGAGACUUGUGGCCAACAGCCAUCUCUGUUCGCGAGGAAGAUAAGAAGCUGGUGGUGAAUUUCAACACCAGAACAAAGUUUCGAGGAACAUACCUGAUUAAAAAUCCUGGUACCCAAGCCAUGGCAGCUGUUAUGUCACGUGACCGCCCCCACCUGAGUUUCGGUUUGAGCCUGGUAUCAAGUGAACAAACGUUCGACUACCCCAAACAGACCUGGCGAUUUCAAUCCCAGUUUGCCUUACGAGAUUACACUGGUGUUUAUUUUAUCAAACUGAUUCCUUGUACAGUUGAUGAGGGAGUGAGUUACUCAGAACCGCCGACCUGCCAUCCACGUGAUCCGGUGACGUUCACUUUACCAAUCAGGUUCCAGCAGGUUCCUGACCCAGUCCCCGGGCAAUUUACUUUAAAUGCUCAGUUUCUGCUGCUGGCCAAUCGGGAUCAGUGGUUGGAUGGAGACGUUAAUGGGAUGAAGGAUUUAAACGUGGAUGCUGCCUUCUCCAGAGAUUCGAAAAUCUACGGUCGCAUCUCACUACUCGAAGCCAGAGGAUUCGGCAAGGGUAGGAAGGGGUAUGCUUUAGCGGCAGAGAAGGUGUACCUGUGUACAGGGGUCGGAGAGUUCGUUCCUACUUACGACCCACUGAAGAACAAAUUUGGAUGUAUGGCGCAGUCAUUGUACUUGGAGCAUCGGCUAAAAGUUCUGGACAGAGAAGAACCGGAUACAAUAGAUACUCAUCUCUCUAAUGUGCCUUUUAAAGCAAAAUUUGCUGAACAAGAAGUCCCAGCCACCAACUUCUCAGAAGACCCUGGAUCUGAUGGGUUUUUAAUGAACAGUGCUCCUUUGUUCGAGGUUCCCAGGAGCCGGAAGUGGUUCAUGCAUGCUAUCUAUUCCGUCACAUCCGGAGUUAACUCCAGACCUGCUCGAUCGAUUGGUCGUUCCACCGCUGACAGGAACGAAGUUACUUCCCAUAUCUUAUCAGAGGUAAAUAGCCGCUCGUUCAAGCUCUCGCAUCGCUUAUACCGCCGCGAUCUCGGUGAUAAUCGGCAAAUAGGAGAUCACGGGCAAGGGGCAAAUAUCAAGAUGAUACGGCUUAUAUCUGAACCAACGGAAACGGAAACAGCGCGAAAUACGUCAUCUGCGGAUCCGCCAAAAGAGGUUAAGGAGACAGAGUUAAACAGAGCUCACGAUACUAGCCUGGUGAAUCCAUUGGUUAUUGGCAUUGCGGUAGUUUGCCUUUUGCUUUUGGUCGCUUUGGUUGUUGUGGCUGUCUUUUUCAGACGCAAACUGCUGACUCAGCAAACCCAGAAUUCUUCAGCAGUUGAGUCAAGAUCGGAAGAAGUUACCAUCAUGCGGAGGAGGGGUGUGGCAGUGUGAAAAGCUGAAUUCUUACAAGCCAAGUGCAUUUCAUCCAGUCAUCGUUGUAUGUAUAUAAAACAGCUAUUAACGCGCUUCUGAAGCAACCGAAUUUUAACCUAAACGCAGUAAAAAGUUCGGCACCUAAAUUUACCUCUAUACUGUUUUAUAUUCACAUCUUUGAAUCAACGACAGAUCACGCAAGGAAAUCAUUUAGUGUCGUAAUACUAAUAUGAUAACUUAGCAACAGGUGACGGUGCUUAUUUCAAAAAAAAUAUUUUAACCGACUAACGAAGUCAGAGAUCGUGUUCAGAAGACAUCUGUUCCUCUGGCCUCUCUCUCUGGGUUUUCGUUGCUCCAUCCAAGGGUUAGCGCUUGGUCAACUGUUAAAAAUUCGCCUUGAUGGUUUAUCUGCCUAAUAUAAGUUCUUAAACAAGUUGGUGAGUGUUUUCUCUAUUGCCAAAGCAGCUCAUCGGAAAAUUUCAGAGUUGUGGCACCACUAUGGCAAUAAACGAUUCGAGAACGAGGUAUGAGGCGUUGGAAUAAAAGUUGUUAGAUAUUUAUUUUUCUUUUGAUACAACUUAAGUCCCGUAUCACAGUUAAUAGUUGAGUCAGAGAAGUGCACAGAAACAAAAUGUCAUGUCAUUCCCGUGCUUUUCUGAAGCAUUUUGAUCAAAAAUUGUAAGAUAAAAGAUUAACAAUUGAGGUACUAAUAUAAAGCAAGAGUUUUAUGAUUUUUUUCAUUUGUGACCUGCGCAUAACCUGAUUAUUGUAAACUGCAAGCUAGAGCUAAAAAAUAUGGGAAAAAAUGAACUUUUGUUCUCAUCAGCGAUGGAGAGGAAAAAUAAAGUGGAACAUGAUAAUAUAAAGGAUAAAAAAAUUUGGUGGAAAUGUAUUCUGACCACUAAAUUAAUGUUUGUUUAAUAUUUAUAUAGAUAGAAUUAGCUGUCUUUUCUUCUAUAUCUUUAUGAGAGUUAUUUAAUUAAUCGCUGGAUUCUAGGAGAGGAUUUUUAUCACGAGGCACAUUUUUACUUAUCAUGAUAUAUCUUUCACCGCGGCCUCGUUGUUUACGCCCAGGUCUACGCGGUCAUUUUAACAAGGUAUGGGGCUGGCUAGGAGCGGAAUGAGCUCUUGACUCGUUGAUUUCAUGUUAUGGUAGUUUCCAGAUGUUACUACAAGUUGUACAAAUAAACAAAUCUUUCACA